This is a messenger RNA of Silurus meridionalis, 1707 nucleotides long. It is a transcript of the gene arxb, whose product is annotated as aristaless related homeobox b. Bases 80 to 1315 code for a protein of 411 amino acids. The record is from RefSeq and is a predicted model, not a curated record. Gene Ontology annotation, molecular function: RNA polymerase II transcription regulatory region sequence-specific DNA binding; DNA-binding transcription factor activity, RNA polymerase II-specific. Gene Ontology annotation, biological process: regulation of transcription by RNA polymerase II. The transcript is spliced from 5 exons. NCBI's taxonomy places the organism in Eukaryota, Metazoa, Chordata, Actinopteri, Siluriformes, Siluridae.
UGUGUGUGUGUGUGAGAGAGAGAGAGAGAGAGAGAGAGAGAGAUAGAGAGAGAGACCAGACACCCGGAACAUCUCGUCCAUGAGAGGUAGAGACAUGAGCGCCCAGGCUGAAGAGGGUCUCCGAGUCUGCUGCAAGGGCAAGUCUCCUACUUUAUUCUCUUCAUACUGUAUUGAAAGCAUCCUGGGCAGAAGUCCUCUGAAAGUCAGGCUCCUCGGGAUGCAAAGUCUCACAGCGGCUCUCCGGACAGAGGAACCUCAAGCUGGUUCAAAUGCGCCUCCUGAUACGACCCUGCACAUAAAACCCGACCUGCGGCGCUCCAUCAGUCCGACCCGACACGACGAACCAAGAGUCGGGAGCGCACAAGGAGACGAGCUGGAAAGCGCUCAAGAACACGAUCUGGAGCUCAAAGCUGGUCUGAACUCCUGCUACCCGGGACAUGCACACAUCAGCUCCCUAAGGAGCAGCUCUGAUCAGGACAAAGCGGAGGCUGAGAAGAGCAGAGCGCAUGCGGACACGCGUCUCUCCAUGGGACCUGAUGACGCACAUCUGAGAGAGAAAACCACAAGUAUGAAGGACUCCGACGACGGGGUGUACGUGUCACCCAGCAGUGAUGCUGAAGACGGGACACUGAGACGUAAACAGAGGAGAUACAGGACCACGUUCACAAGUUACCAGCUGGAUGAACUGGAAAGGGCUUUCCAAAAGACGCAUUACCCAGACGUGUUCACCAGGGAAGAAUUAGCUAUGAGGCUCGACCUGACAGAAGCGCGCGUGCAAGUUUGGUUCCAAAACCGGCGUGCAAAAUGGAGGAAAAGAGAGAAGGCCGGGGUUCAGCCUCAUCGUCUAGGCCUUACAUUUCCAGGACCCAUCACUGCAGCACAGCCUCUAUGCCAUUAUCUGGGUGGUGGUGCAUUCAGCCCCAAUCUGCACCCAGGCAUCGAGUCAGCGUGGCCAGUCUCUCUCCAUGGGUUUACCCAACCCAUGGCAAACCCUGCACCCCCAAACCGAAUCUGUUCUCUGCUAGGAGCAGCAAUGCUCAGACACCCUGCCUUUAUCAGCCCGUCCUUUGGAAGAUUCUUCACUCCUCUGGGACUCCAAAGACUACCUGUUCCCACCACGGAGAACCCAAUUCUACCUCCCCUUCACAUUCCCGAUCCUCCUUGCUCAUCUCCAUCCGCUCUGUGUUCCUCAUCCUCACCAGUGGAUCGGCGUGCUUCCAGCAUCGCGGCUCUGCGCCUCAAAGCCAAGGAGCACUCGGCUCACAUCGGCCAGCUCAGUGUCCUCACGGGUGCUAAAGCUGAAAAAGAGGCCUAACGCCUCGUUUCCUACAGUACUUGCAAGACAUGAGACCAAAGCUAAAGUGCACUACAGCAUGAAGAAUCCCUUUAGGAUCCUUGAAACCUCACGAGAAACCAAACUGUAUUUGAAACGGAAAAACUGUAGCUUUUUGAUGGCUUCAAUUCAAGGAAGCAAUGCCAAAGGGACUGUUCAGCAGCCAGCGUUCUGUAUAGUCCACAACCGAUUCAGAUGUAUUGUAUUGAUAGACAGAAUAUAUGUGGGGAAAAGAAAAGCUUUAAGGAGCAGUUUUCUUGUGUUAGUAAAUAAAACAUUUUUUUUAUAAUGUGCUUUUUUUUUUUUUUUUUUUUUAAUGUGAGACUUAGUUCAGGGAAAAACAAACCUGCACUUCACUAUUUAACUGCUGAAUG